AUGGUCAAUGUUAUAGCAGUUUUUCAAGAUUUUGAAACUUCUUCAGCUUACUACAGCUACAGCAAUUUCGGAAGAUUCAGAAUUGAAGAACACUUAUGGAAUGACAAAAAGUUAGACGUUUUCCCAAAUCGUAUGCGGGAUCUUCAGGGCAUCACAUUGCCAAUACUUUUUGGUGGACCACGACCAGGAGUCAUUAUCUCGAAAAAUGCUAAUGGGAAUACGAAAAUUGGUGGCUAUGUAGGAAAUAUCUUCAAUGCUUUUGCUAAGAGACACAAUGCCAGAUUGAGUACUUUAAAUGUUAACAAUUCAGUUGGACCUCGUGAUAUUUUUCCACAAGUUGAAGAUGGUACAGUUGAGAUAUUAGGUGCUUAUCCUUUACGUCUAAUAAGACUACCUGAAUUUCACUCAUAUCCGUUUACUCUUUAUGACUGGUGUAUUAUGGUUCCCAUAGAACCGAAAAUUCCUAUCUUUAAAGUGUUUGCCUUUGUCUUCUAUUGGGAAGCUUUUGUUUUUACAAUUUCGAUAUUCAUACUACUCUCUGUUACGCUUGGAGUAGCUGCUAAGUUAACAGGAUCUCAGCAGUCCUUCAAAAUUCCUGAUUUCUUCUUUAACAUCGACUGUUUUCGUGGAAUACUUGGUCAGUCAAUAACUCAAACUCCAAAUGCUUCUUGCAGUAUAAAAAUCAUCUAUUCGUUGAUAUUUUUACUUGGAAUCAUGAUUGUUACUUCAUACGAUGCAUUUCUUCAAUCUUUCAUGACUGAAACUCCCAGAGAAGAUAAAAUAAGAUCUUUCGAUGAACUACAAUUUAUUCAAAUCACUUUCAAAUUUUAG
Molecule: messenger RNA, 831 nt
Organism: Episyrphus balteatus (marmalade hoverfly)
Lineage: Eukaryota; Metazoa; Arthropoda; Insecta; Diptera; Syrphidae
Exons: 2
Coding region: 1-831 (276 amino acids)
Source: RefSeq, a predicted model, not a curated record